Messenger RNA from Nematostella vectensis (starlet sea anemone), 2037 nucleotides. RefSeq lists its product as uncharacterized. NCBI's taxonomy places the organism in Eukaryota, Metazoa, Cnidaria, Anthozoa, Actiniaria, Edwardsiidae. Gene Ontology annotation, cellular component: cytoplasmic dynein complex; cytoplasm. Gene Ontology annotation, molecular function: dynein intermediate chain binding. The transcript is spliced from 2 exons. The record is from RefSeq and is a predicted model, not a curated record. Gene Ontology annotation, biological process: microtubule-based movement. Bases 590 to 2005 code for a protein of 471 amino acids.
CUAUUGUCAGCUUGAAAAAUAUGGAAAAAUAACGCUUCAUGCUAGAAGUAGCGCGAAGCCUUCGCAGUCACGAAUAAUUGUGCUCCGUGCAUGGUCAAAAAGUUGGUGUGCUUGAAAGUUGUCCAAGAGAUUUCUUGAUCAGUAUUUCAUGCAAUAUUUGGUGACGCAUCAAAUAUGAACAGCUCAACGCGAUGUACUCUAAGAAAAGAAAGAUAUAAAGCUGGGGUUGUCAUCGACGAUCAAGGGCGUUAGGAUUUAUCCAAGGACAGAAUUCGCGUGCACCGCUGACGACCGACCAAAAAUCCAGCUGAGUCUGAAAUACCAAGGUUGUUCUAAACUUGGAACUGACAUUCCAAGACAAGUCUUGUCCGUUAAAGCAAGGUUUCCUUAGUGCUCACUAAAGGUUAACCAUUAUUUCAAAACAAGUUGUGCUUUGGAUAUCGACGAGUUUGCGCUUGUUCCAGAACGCAACCUUUUCCUCCCCCAAGAGGCUUUGAAAUGUUUAAAUUUCCUUACGUACCAUUUCUCUCAGAGUGAUCAAUUUGAGUAUUCGUACGACGCAUUCAAGCCCAGUGUUAAGAAAACGGAAAUGGCUUAUUUUGAUAGAAGUGCAGAGGAUAUCGUGAUAACACCAACACGGCUAUUCUUCCUUGACUCUGGACCUGAGUGCACAAACGAUAAAAAGUCAGAGCCGCUCAAGGACGACGUACAAGAGGCUGCUAUUAUUGAGCAAGAAGAGAUGUUUUUCAUCGAGGAUGUCACAUACAUUAGUACUGAGCUGUCGGCACCGUGUUGCAGACUAGAGGGGGCGGGGUGUGGCCAACCAGAGGGGUAUGGGGUACACACCUCCGCACUGCCUACCAAGGAGAAAGAAAAGCCAAAACGGAGCAUAGUGGACAGUGAUUGCGGCGCAGCAUCUAGCUGGGUGGACAGAAUAAAGCUAUCUCCUAAACUUGGACGUAAAAAGUUCCACCAGUCUGUACACCAAGAGGUGAAGGAUCCUGCGGAGAUUGGCUCUCAAAAGAUCAAACACAAGCCUAAAAGAUCAAAUUCACUUUUUCCCUCGUCUAGUAAUACUAUUGACAUAUUCUCUGGGAUGAAGGCUAAGGAGGCAAAGAAACCAAAACGACCAAAGCAAAGAGUGUUGAAGAAACAGAAAAGCAUGGAGUUUGAAAAUUGUGGCGGAACGCAGAAGAAUAUUGCAGAAUCGCUACCAUUGACCGAGAAAGGCGGGGAAAUCGUCUCAGCUUUCAACUCGUCUAACACAGGAGUACCGUCAAUACGCCUGCGAAGAGCCUCCAAUCCGCCCAUAACCGCGUUGAUUGGGAACCAAGACCCAACUCGGCAUGCGCCUGAACUAUCAGAGGCCAAACAGAUCAAAUCGAGCACGCUACGAAAGCGGCUAAAAAACUUUAAGCUUCCCAGCUUUGGAAACAAAAGCUCAUCAGAUCAGAUUUUUGGAGUCAGCGGUAGCGCUGUUUCAACAGGUUUUCUCACGCCACAGACAAACCGCAAACUUCUCCCUGUGAGUAGAACUUUCCUCGAAACGAGGCGAUCCUCGGCACCAGACCUCGCGAGGUCAAACAAGGAACCACUCUUCAUGCAACUUAAAUCCCGCGCGAUAAAGAUGGACAAUAAUAAUAAUAUAGUUUGGUAUAAUGAUCCAAUAACACAUCCAUUAGAUUUAGAAGACGCAGAAAUACGGAGUAUAGCCAGAAAGAUUCUCCGGGAAAAUCUGGAACCAUUGCGUUUCUAUGAUGGAAAGGAAUGCGAUGCUCUUGGUAAGAAGAUCAGUAAACUCAUCAUAGAUAACGUUCAUAUCUUGAAAGCUGGUUCAACUCAAUACAAGUUUGCGUGCCUCGUGUACAUAGCGGCAGUCAGGGGAGACGGGGUGAAGGCGACUUUUUGUUCGCUCUGGUCCCCCGCGGAGGACAAUUUCGUAGUUGUUGAUUAUCGUGGAAAGCUUCUAUAUGGUAUUGCGACUGUGAUUGUAACUCCGGCUUAGGGUAUGCUAUGAGAAACGUGUUUUUCAUGUCA